Wasmannia auropunctata (little fire ant) is the source of this 1322-nucleotide messenger RNA. It is a transcript of the gene Bug22, whose product is annotated as cilia- and flagella-associated protein 20. Gene Ontology annotation, cellular component: ciliary basal body; motile cilium. Gene Ontology annotation, biological process: regulation of cilium beat frequency involved in ciliary motility; positive regulation of cell motility; cilium assembly. The transcript is spliced from 4 exons. The record is from RefSeq and is a predicted model, not a curated record. The coding region runs from base 443 to 1024 and encodes 193 amino acids. NCBI's taxonomy places the organism in Eukaryota, Metazoa, Arthropoda, Insecta, Hymenoptera, Formicidae.
CGCGAUUUUGAUUUGGACCGUCUAUCAGUUCGAACUGUUAUAACCUCGUGAACGCGAGGGAAUUCGAUGAGUCCAAAGGAAAUUUGAAUUUACAUAUUUGUAAUUCUAACAAUUUCAAGUUCGUUAGCCUGGCAAUUUGCUGCGAUCUGGCGCGCCUGAAGUUGAAGCUCCGUCUAUGUCGAUACGGAGAGAAGCAGCAAAAUAUACACUGGGGAACGAUGUAUCGAUCAAACAGUCAAUUAUAGCUCGGUCCUUUCCUCCCCUUCGCCGAUGUGAUGUGGUGCGCUUUCGAUUCCGCUCCGGGAUUAUUUAGCGCAGUCCGAUUGAUUUGAGAUGGAAGAAGGCUUGACGAGAAAAUAGAGGAGGGGUCUCGCGCGUUUCGGUGUGCACACGCCAGAGUAAAAUUGUCAGCAGCGGGAUUGUUUCUCGAGCGAAUUCGAAGAUGUUCAAGAACACCUUCCAGAGCGGCUUCCUGUCCAUUCUGUACAGCAUCGGCAGCAAGCCGCUGCAGAUCUGGGACAAGAAGGUGAGGAACGGACAUAUCAAGAGAAUCACCGACAAUGACAUCCAGAGUCUUGUUCUGGAGAUACUGGGCAGCAACGUCAGCACAACGUAUAUCACGUGUCCGGCGGAUCCGAGGAAAACCUUGGGGAUAAAGUUGCCCUUCCUGGUUAUGAUUAUCAAGAAUCUGAAGAAGUACUUCACAUUCGAGGUUCAGAUAAUCGACGACAAGAAUGUACGCCGUAGAUUUCGUGCUAGCAAUUACCAAUCCACGACGAGAGUGAAACCGUUCAUAUGUACCAUGCCGAUGAGGCUGGACGACGGAUGGAAUCAGAUACAGUUCAACUUGGCCGACUUCACGCGCCGUGCCUACGGGACGAAUUACGUGGAAACACUAAGGGUCCAGAUACACGCUAAUUGCAGAAUACGGCGAGUGUACUUCUCAGAUCGAUUAUACUCGGAGGACGAAUUGCCCGCGGAAUUUAAAUUGUUCUUGCCCAUUCAGAACAAGGCAAAGUGUUGAGGAUUAGUGAAGGAAUACGCGCGCCUCUAGUGAAAGAAAGGAGAGUCGUUCGGUGAGAUGUUUCUUUAAAAAUUUGUUCGAAUUACUUUCGAAAUAAAAGAUAAUUUAUUGACGAUUGCUUUAACUUUAUACGUCGCUCAAAAAAACAAAAAACUGCAAGUAGUACAAUUAAUAAUCUUUAAGAGAAAUUUUUUACUUAAUACGAUGUAGAUUAUGUGUCAUGCAUUUAUGUAUUAAGAAUUGUGUAUUUUUGCUUAUCACUAGAUAUAUGGAUCGCUAGAUAUAAAAAGUACGUAUA